UAAAUAUUUCAUGUUGAUCAGUAGUGCAAAACAGUCUGUUAGACCAAGUACUAAUGAAAGCUCAGGUUUAAAUACUAAGUUAUGCAAAAAUCUAUAAUCGAUGACAUUAAGUGCAAGAUUCUAAACAGAAUUAUAACAAUUGGAAUAUUAAAACGAACUAUUUUUAACCAAUUAAUAACGAUCCACUCUUAAGUAAUAAAUAUUUCAAUGUAGUUCUAUGGAUUUUAGUAGAUAACUUAGUUCAAAAUAAUCAUAUAGAUCAAGCAUGCCUUUUGUUAAAAAUAAUUGGAACCAUAAUAUUUCUUUGAAAAGAAAAAAUUAAGGAUAAAUGCUAAGAACAAACCCUUGUAUAAUCUAUAUGCCUGGACUUAAAUAAGAAGAAUUCAAAGAAGACAACUCAUCUUAAUAAACUCUUAAAAAAUAAUUUAAAGCACCUCUUCUGAAAUCACCCAUUAAACAUAUUAGUUUUCAAUUUAGAAAUAGAGAUAAAUGUAAUCCACUUUAAAAAAUAAAUUGA
Molecule: messenger RNA, 517 nt
Organism: Paramecium sonneborni
Lineage: Eukaryota; Ciliophora; Oligohymenophorea; Peniculida; Parameciidae
Source: the annotation of a GenBank genome assembly